ACUCUACGGCCUCUUCCUCCUCUCCUUCUCCCCAACGCUCGCCGAGAUCGCCGGCCUCGCGGGCUACGACUUCGUCGUCGUCGACAUGGAGCACGGCCACGGCGGAAUCUCCGACGCGCUCCCCUGUCUCCACGCUCUCGCAGCCACCGGCACCGCCGCAAUCCUCCGCGUUCCUGAGAGCUCCGCCACUUGGGCUAAGAAAGCCCUUGACUUAGGCCCACAGGGGAUCAUGUUUCCGAUGAUCGAUUCCGCGGAAUCCGCCAUCGACGCCGUGUCGUUCUGCCGGUUCCCUCCCGCCGGGAUCCGUGGCUCGGCUCACUCCGUCGUCCGGGCUUCCGGUUACGGCAUCGAUGAAGGUUACCUUGGUAGUUACCAAGAAGAGCUGUUGAUUAUGUGCCAGGUUGAGUCCGUUGAGGGAGUGAAGAACGUUGGUGAGAUCUCAGCCGUUGAUGGCGUUGAUUGCAUCCAAAUGGGACCGUUGGAUCUGAGCGCCAGUAUGGGGUACUUGUGGGACCCAGGGAACAGGAAAGUGAGGCAGUUGAUGAGGGAGGCUGAGGCGAAGAUUCUGAAAAGCCGCAGCGGCGGUGGCGUCGGCGUUGGGACUUACCUGUCUGGGUUCGCUAUGCCGCAUGAUGGGCCCGGGGAUCUCAAGUCACGUGGGUAUCACAUGGUGUCUGGUGCUGUUGACGUUGGGUUGUUUAGAAGCGCUGCUGUGGAAGAUGUGAAGAAAUUCAGGUUGAGUUUGAUUGAUGAAGAUCAUGAUAGUGAGGAGGAAGAGGGUAAAGAUGGUGAUGAGAAGUACUGGAGUGAGUGAGUGAGUGAAUUUUGAUUCUUAGUUUAUCUUGUUUUCACUGUUAUGUUCCUCAGAUUUUGUAAAUUAGGUCAUGUAGUUGUUGGAUAUGCUGAUUUUGCUGCUCAAUGAAUAUUAAAGUUUUGACUUUUUGAUGCUC
Messenger RNA from Arachis ipaensis, 950 nucleotides. Its product is annotated as Phosphoenolpyruvate carboxylase family protein. Gene Ontology annotation, cellular component: cytoplasm. Gene Ontology annotation, molecular function: aldehyde-lyase activity. The record is from RefSeq and is a predicted model, not a curated record. NCBI's taxonomy places the organism in Eukaryota, Viridiplantae, Streptophyta, Magnoliopsida, Fabales, Fabaceae.